Molecule: messenger RNA, 1176 nt
Organism: Cavenderia fasciculata
Lineage: Eukaryota; Evosea; Eumycetozoa; Acytosteliales; Cavenderiaceae
Exons: 1
Coding region: 1-1176 (391 amino acids)
Source: RefSeq, a predicted model, not a curated record
AUGAAAAAUAAUCUAUUAUUAUUAUUAUUAUUAUUAUUAUUAUUAUUAGUAAUCUUUACACUUGGUAGUAAUGCUGACACAACCAACUCAAACUCAUGGGUAUUGAUUGAAACUUUUAAUGAAGAAGGAUGUGAUUUGGAUAGUUCAAGUAUUGGUGGUACAAUGUUACUAUCAGGUACAUGCAUCACUGGACAACGAGUGUAUUGCAACACUGACAACAAUACUGUUACAGUUGAACAAUAUAAAGAUCCCGGAUGUCGAACCAACAUCACCAACACCACUGAAUACACAUCUGGUGAAUGCAACACAGUCUCUCAAAUCUAUGGUUUCUACAAGACUUACACUUGUUCGACAAGUGAACCAUCAAUACCACCUCGUUCAUUGUCCUUGACUACCUACACGACAUGUGACAGUGCCACCAUGCAAAUACAAGUGUCACAGUGGGCUCCAUGCUACAAGUGUGUGGCUGUCAGAAGAGGUAGCAUCCCCAACAAAAGUAGUAGUGGUGGUUCUGCCUCUGCCUCUUCUGGCCAUGCUUCUUCUGGUUCUAGUUCCUCUGGUUCUGGUUUUAGUUCUGGAUCAUCAGUAUCAGGUUCUGGAUCAGGUUCGGGAUCAGGAUCAGGAUCUAGUUCUGGAUCAUCAGGAAAAGACAAGAUUUCAACUGCCUCGAUUGAUAGCAACCUCGACAGAUACUUUAAAUUCUUGGAUGAAAUUAACUUUGGCAACCCAAGUCUAGUCAAUGAUGAUGAUGAUGUUGUUGAUGACCAAGGAGUAGGAAUCAUGGUAGACUCUGGAACUGCAUAUUCAACUGCAAGUGCAAGUGGUGGAAGUGGUUCAGGAUCGGGUAGUAGUGGUCCAAUCAAUAUUGUUGUCUUUACUUUUCUCCGUUGCGGCCAAAACUACAGUGAAAAUCACAGUUAUCACAAUGGAUACUUCCAAACAGCCGGCGCUGGUAGUGUCAUGUCAACGGGCAAGUAUUCAUCUGGCCAACCAUAUGGCCAGUGGUCUAGUGGUAGUGGUUCAACAGGAGGUUCUGGUUCUGAUGGAUCAGGUUCAUCUUCACAAAAUGGUUGUUCCAUCAAGCCCGCUAGUGUUGGUUUCACAAACAAUUAUCAAGAAUGUGACAGUGGUCAAUGGUUUGCCGUUACUUGUACUCCACCAUAUAGUCAUGCUUAA